Parathielavia appendiculata is the source of this 335-nucleotide messenger RNA. RefSeq lists its product as uncharacterized. NCBI's taxonomy places the organism in Eukaryota, Fungi, Ascomycota, Sordariomycetes, Sordariales, Chaetomiaceae. Bases 40 to 234 code for a protein of 64 amino acids. The record is from RefSeq and is a predicted model, not a curated record. The transcript is spliced from 2 exons.
ACGGCGUUUGAGCACAGCUGUUCCCUUCGUGGACUUUUCAUGUCUAGGUCGGAGCUUGUGCCUGGGGCAUACCAGCCGUACAGCACUCGUUCUUGCCUACUCUCUGUUCUACUCACUUUUGCGCUUGCAUUCUCCACAUUGGCCAAACCGCCGGCCCGGGCAAUCGUUAAGAGCUGCAAAGUGUCCUCAACUCCGGGCGCAGCGGAAGCACCGUCCUAUUCUGCCGGAAACUAAACCGGGGAGCCGACUCUCCCAAAUAAUACAUAACAUUAAUAGCUUGCUCUGCGGUUGCCCUCGUGCUCGCGACAGUGCUGCCAGUUGUUCUCUGCCCUUGU